AUGUCCGUUUCUUGGGAUAGCGCUUCAAAUCCUGCUACAAAACCGUCUCAAAGUUCAGACAAUGUCAUGUACCCUAACAAACCUGAAUGGGAGACUGCUCGAAAAGCCCUGGAAGCUGUCAGUGGUUCCAAGCCCAAAGGUGAUGUUGAUUUGCGAAAAGAAGUGCCAAGUCCCACCAAAGCUGCCAUUUUGUCAGCGAGGCAGGGAAUUGAAGCUGCAGCAAUGCCACUUGGAGGCUUACCGCCUCCAGGUAUGACACCAAUGCCUGGGCCUCAUCAAAUGACAGACAACUCUGUUAAUCAACCUAUGCCUCCAUAUUCAAAUAUGAACCCUCAAGAGCAGUCACCUAAUAGUUACAAUUCAAAUAACAACUAUUAUUACAAUAACAACAGCUGCAACAUGUAUCCACCAUAUAAUUACGGGCAGUAUUACAAUGUGCCACAACAGUAUGGGAAUGUCCAAUAUGACCACUAUCAGCAAAAUGGUUCAAUGUAUAACCAUCCUCCACCAGGAUAUCCGCCACAACAUCCUGAUAGUGGCCUACCAAAUUCAGCUCCUCCACCUCCUCAUAUGGGGCUUCACUCUGGGCAGCAGCCAUUGCCUCCAGGAACAGGGGAUGCGAUUGAUCAGCAGAGACAUCCACCACCACCACCGCCACCUCCUCACAUGCAGCAACCACACAUGCAGCCUCCACAUCAUCAGCAACAUGAUGCUCAUUAUCAGCAGCAACAACCCCAUCACCCACAACAGCAGCAGCAGCAACAGCAUUAUCAAUCAGACCAACAGCAACAACCCCCUCCACCCCAGCAACAGCAACAUCCCCAGCAAUCACCACCCAAUCAUCAAUUCCAACAUUCUGAUUCUCCUUAUCAACAUAAUAUGCCUCGGUUCCAAAUGGCCAAAUCAAAACAGAAUCCUAAUGCUCUGGGAAUUAGAUUCCAAAUUCCCAAGCGGCAUAAUGUCCAGAACACUAAUGCAAUCUCUGGAUACCAAGCUAAACGUUUCCCCCAGCAACAGCAGCAGCAGCAACAACAACAGCAGCAGCAGCAGCAGCAGAAGAUGAGGUCACCUCACAGUGGGAAGCAACAACAAUCCAACUAUCAAGCUAGUCCUGAUAAUGGCAGGGCAAACAGCAACAGCCCUGCACCAGAAUCCAAGCCUUCUGGUCCUGAGAAAGGAGAAUGGCCAGCUUCAUUAAAAGACUAUGUACAAAGAGCUUUUGCCAGUGUCAGUGAAGAAUGUCAAAAAGAUGAGAUGGAAAGAUGUUUAAGAGUGAAACUAAAGGAAAUCUUUGAUGACCACACAGCUUGGAGCAAAGAUUGGUCAAAAGAGCCUUUGCCUGAUAUAAGUGGGCAGGAUAACAAACGCAAGAGAAGCCGCUGGGAAAGAGAUGAAAGUGAAGUGAGUAGCAACCGUUCUUCUGUUCGCUGUCCUUACAAUGGAGACCGGGUACCCACUUAUAGAACAUCUCGCUCGCGUUCUCGUAGCAGGUCGAGGAGUCAUUCAAGGUCUCCUCCAGCUGUGGUAGUUUCUAUGAGAGACAAGUAUCCUCGUACUGUAGCACGAAGGCAUAGAAGGCAUAGCAGUGAUAGUUCCAGUUAUUCUGAUGAUAGUUCUUCAUCAGAGAAAUAUUCAAAGCAGACUUUCAGUAGCAAGAAUCAUGGCCGAGGUCGUGGAAGAGGAGGAGGAGCACGUGGUCGUAAUCCCCGAGGCCGAUUAAGGCUUGAUGAACCACUGGGGAAUAAAAAAGGGAAGAAAGAUAGAGAUUUGCUAUUUGAAUAUGAUGCUCCAGAUAAAGAAGAGAAAAUGCAACGAAGAGCCGCAAGAUUUGUUGAGCAUUUAAAUAAUUCCUCUGAUUCUAAACGUUAUCGACAGACUCUAACGUUAACUAUUAAUAACUUCACAACAACUGGAAGUGAUGAUGACCUUGACAUGGACGGAUGCGUAAUUGUUGGAGAGUGUCAAGACCUGGAAAAACAAUAUUUCCGUUUGACUUCAGCACCUGAUCCAGCUACAAUUCGUCCUACUGAGGUAUUGAAGAAGUCGCUCAUCAUGGUACAGGAUCACUGGCGAGCCAAUGCAGACUACAAUUAUGCAUGUGAGCAGCUCAAAUCAAUUCGACAAGAUUUAACACUGCAAGGAAUUCGAGAUCCAUUUACUGUGAGAGUAUAUGAAACGCAUGCAAGAAUUGCCAUGGAGAAAGGUGAUCACGAAGAAUUCAACCAAUGCCAAACACAACUCAAACUGCUCUACCAUGAGGGUCAUUUAGGGAAUGUGGCAGAAUUCACAGCCUACAGGAUUCUUUAUUACAUAUUCACUUCUAAUACUUUAGAUUUAACUACUGCUCUUUCCUCUUUAAAACCUUUACACAGAAAAGAUGAAUGUGUUUAUCAUGCAUUAGAAGUGAGAUCUGCUUGGGCACUCAAUAAUUACCAUAGAUUUUUUAAGCUCUACCGUUGUGCACCAAAAAUGUCCGGCUAUCUUAUGGAUUGGUUUGUGGAAAGAGUCAGAAAAUCUGCAUUAAAAACCAUUGUCAAAUCGUAUCGUCCCAUGCUGCAGAUAGAUUACAUCCAGAAUGAGUUGUCGUUUUCUAACCGAGACGACUGUAUGCAGUUCCUAGUGGACAAGGGCGUGGUGCUAAGCGAAGACAACACAAAGGUGGAUUGCAAGCAGAGCAUGGCAGCAGUGCAGGCGUUGUAG
Molecule: messenger RNA, 2700 nt
Organism: Acanthosepion pharaonis
Lineage: Eukaryota; Metazoa; Mollusca; Cephalopoda; Sepiida; Sepiidae
Source: the annotation of a GenBank genome assembly